Molecule: messenger RNA, 5312 nt
Organism: Hemibagrus wyckioides
Lineage: Eukaryota; Metazoa; Chordata; Actinopteri; Siluriformes; Bagridae
Product: SH2B adapter protein 2
Exons: 9
Coding region: 368-2353 (661 amino acids)
Biological process (GO): intracellular signal transduction; antigen receptor-mediated signaling pathway
Cellular component (GO): plasma membrane
Molecular function (GO): transmembrane receptor protein tyrosine kinase adaptor activity
Source: RefSeq, a predicted model, not a curated record
GUCCUGGAGAAAGAGCACGCGCCCGGUUGCGCACGGCUCCUUUAAGACGCACGGAGGAGAAUGUGAGAGUAGAGAAGAGACCAGAGCACGGCGCCGCUCCCCCCCCCUCCAUCUCUAUCCGGUUCGUGCGUCUCCGGACGCUUGGAGAGACGACAUGGAGAUCCUGUAGGGCUAUUUCCCCACGCUCUUCUUCUUUUUUUUGGUCUCCUCCUCAUACUCCGGAAAUCUGAUCACGGAUACCGAUUAUUGCCGAGGUAUGAUCAUGGUUUAUUGAGGAAACGAGGUGUGGAGGUUGCCGGUUGCAGCGGUCAUGCAGUGAGUCGGAUCCGGUGUGAGUGCGCUGCCAGGCCGUUGGCAUGGCCCAGGGAUGAAUGGUGAAGGGUCGCCCGGCAGCCCGGAGCUCUCCUCGUGCCCGCUGCCCGACUGGAAGGAGUUCUGCGAGUUGCAUGCCCGUGCCUCUGCUGCAGACUUCGCCCACAAGUUCCGUCAAUUUGUCACAGAGAACCCAUGCUACGACGCACCGGGAGCCGACGCUAGCUUCUCACGUCACUUCGCUCGACACUUCUUGGACUGCUUCUCUGCUGCCCUAAAUCAGGCACAUCAACCUGGCUCACCUGGUGCUUCUUUGGCACCCAAGUACGCAAUCGCACCCUUUGCAGGGAUUCAGGGCUGCCCGCUUCCCUCCUACAACCACGAGCUCUACCAGCGCCGGAAAGACACAGGUGCCUCUAGCGAAUCACUGGAUAGCAUGGACAGCGGAGGGGGUGGAGCCUCUGCAAGCUCCACCCUCCACGGGCACAGGGUGGCAGCGCUGGGUCAGUCACGAAGCUCGGAGGAUGUUUCCAUGGGUCACUCGAAGGCCCGUUUCAAGAAGGGGUUCUCGUUGAGGAACAUGAGUCUGUGUGUGGUAGAUGGGGUGAGGGAGAUCUGGCAACGCCGGGCACCUCCCGAGCUAGAUACAGUGGGCACUUGUGUCAGGAAGUCAAAUGGAGCAGAAGCAGGUGGACAUGAGCAUUGGAGCCAGAAGCUGAGGUGGGCACGGGGCUUGCAGGGUCACCGUGUUGAGCUCCUGGAGAUCCAGAGGGAGGGAACUCUGCGCUACAUGGUGGCAGAUGAUACUAACUGUAUGGGCACUGCACAGUGGCAGAAGUGCAGGUUGCUGCUCAGGAAGACAAGAACCAGCUUGGAAGGUGGCGAGAAGUUCCUGCUUGAGUUUUAUGUACCACCAAAGUCCUCCAAGCCGAAAGUGAGCGUGCCUUUGUCUGCCAUUUUGGAGGUGAGGACCACGAUGCCACUGGAGAUGCCUGACAAAGACAACACAUUUGUACUCAAGGUGGAAAAUAGCGGCGAGUAUAUCUUGGAGACCAUCGACUCUCUUCAGAAGAACUCGUGGGUUGCUGACAUCCAGGACUGCAUAGAUCCUGGGGACAGCGGUGAUGACAUCGAGCUUGCGUCAUGUCCACACGGACAACCGUCCAAAGAAUUCUCCAUGGUGGCCUCCUGCAGCUGUGAGCUCCUGUCUGAAGGUGUACACCGGGGUCCUGAGAGGUCGUGUGCCGCAGCCGUCGAUCAUUACAGCGCCCCUACUGUCCGCUGCAGGGAACCGCCGUUCACACAACACCCCUCUCACGUGCCCUUAGAGCGUUUUCUGCAGCUACCCGAGGCUCAGAGUACAAGCCCAUCAUCAGGUCCUGGUGACCCUCCUGCAGAGACGGAGGUGGCUGCCAGUCUCAUCGGUUACCCAUGGUUCCACGGGACUUUAUCACGCGUGCGAGCAGCACAGCUGGUACUGGCAGGCGGAGCUCGGAGUCACGGCCUGUUCGUGAUCCGUCAGAGCGAGACGCGGCCUGGAGAAUACGUGCUCACGUUUAACUUUCAGGGAAAAGCCAAGCAUCUGCGGUUGUCGGUGAAUGAAAAUGGCCAGUGCCACGUCCAUCACCUCUGGUUCCAGACGGUGUGUGACAUGCUGAGGCAUUUCCACACUCACCCAAUCCCGCUGGAGUCCGGCGGCUCUGCUGACAUCACGCUGCGCUCGUAUGUGCAGGUGCAGCGCAAUCCUUCAGAUGUUCCCAACGUCGCCACUCCUUCACGGGAACCCAGCUGCCGGAGCGAAGCUGCUCAGCCGAACCUUCAUCUUCCUGGAGUCUCACAGCUUCCAGCAACCCCAGUGCACGAGGCUCCGCUCUCCUCCAGCUCCUCUUCCUCACCCACAGCCCAUGGAGGUCUCCGAAGCAGGAGCAACAGCUCUGAAAGACUGCUGGAACUCCCUGCCGCCGCCACCACAGAGGAGUACAACGACAACGACAGCACUCGGAGGACCAGAGCCGUGGAGAAUCAGUACUCUUUUUACUGAGCAAGAGCAAGAGAACAACAGCAUGCAGACAGGAAAUACGUACGGGAAUAAGCGCAGCUUAUUAAGAAACAACUUAUACUUUUUUGUUAUUUGUUGCCAGCCUUUAAUGAAUACAGUAUUUCCUACGUAAGAGAUUUUCAGACGCGUUAUUAGUGGAGUCGAUUAGUAGAGACGCUCUUCAAGGACUUUCUCGUCGCUUCAGGUAUCACAGCUGUAUCACAGUGUGUAGAGAAGGAGUACGACAUACUUCUUCUUAAAGAACAGACAUACUGCACAUUCGGAAGCUCUUCGCAGCCAAAUACCCUUUUGUUGUCGGUUAGACAUGUAUAAAGAUCAGAGGUCCUGAGGCACCUUUACAAAAACUUACAACAUCUGAUAGUUUCCAACAUAGCCUCUGAGUUUGAGAAAGGGAUUAUGAUUGGAACCUCACAAGCAUAUAUUUGCAUAAUUGAUUCUACUUUUUCACUUAAAAAAAACAAAAGCCAUAACCAAAUGAAGAAGGAAGUUGUUUGAAGUCCCUUGUAUGGCCUUGCAUGGAAAAUAUCAUAAAUUCUGGACAAAAAUUUAGCUUUUUUUUGGAACAAAAAUCAUAUAUGGGAAACACUGGAAAGCCAAAAAACCCAAAACGGUGUAUCCUCAAAGGGAAAAUGUGACGUUCUGUUUUAAGUCUCCUUUAAACACUUACUUUGGACUGAAUUUUAGGUUUUUUACUAUUUUUUAAAUUUUAUUUUCAAUCAACACCAAGCCCUAAAAGCAGAAGUGUGCUCUUGGCUGGUCUCAAUCUCUGACCUGAGGCUCAGAUCAGUGCAGAUUUUCUUUUUUUUAUUAUCUUUAGGCUUUAGGUGUAAUAUAACCUGGAGUUCAAAUGGAUUUAACCAGGGUUGUUGUAACUCCACAAAAAAUCGCCAAUAUUAUUAAAUAUAAUAUUCGGUAAUAUAUUGUGUAGAUCAUCUCCGUUACGUCUGUUCCAGUUACAGCUUGUAACGAGUAACAAAAAGUGGGAAAGAUCAAGGGGUGCAAAUACUUAUGCAAAGUGACACAGUGGUCCCACCAGCAGCAGCUUAGGAGUUGAAGAUAGAUUGAUCGAACAUGAUUCCCCGAAAGUGAAAAUGUUAUUGGUAAGAAUCGUAUCUUCCACCUGCGUCCCUGAAAGACGCCCUUCAGUGACUUCGAACAUCUUUCUUUUCUUUUUUUUUUAUCACACCGUCCAUUGUCCUGCAGUACAAUACACUAUUUUUUGUCCCCAAAAGUGAAAGUGAUGACUUGGCUGCUACUCAACCACCCUGAAGUUCUCAUCCUGAACAUACAUCCUUUCUUUCCAUACUCUCUCUCUCUCUCUUUUCUUGGUCGUCAUAGCGAGUGUGUUGAUCCUGCUCUGUGGAGUUUGAUAUCCAUAGAGGAAGCUGUCGUGUUGAGACAUCUGCCAGCGGUUAGCUUCCCGCAAGCCGUUUCCUGCAGAUGCCUCUUGCUCCCACCUUUCUUUCUUUUCUUUUUUGUUUCUUCUUAAAAAAGGGCUUUUAAGAAGUUAAAAGCUGCUCAGAGAAAUCGAUUUCCCCAGAGUGCUCCACUUGUGUUUGUGAAGCUGUUGAUAGAACGUUCCGGACAUCCUGUCCUUUGGGCUUUGCGGAGAUAACUUCCCACAACUUUGCCGUGGGGGUGAAGUGGGUCAGGCUUCAGAAGUAAAGUGUUUAGCAAUUAACCAGGAAAAAAACGCUUUCUGUUUUGUAAAAAUCGAAUACAAACGCUAUCACGACGAUUCUUAGCGAGGGAAUCCGAAUGCUGGCACGUUUUAAGAGUUCUUUGGGAAGGUUUUCAACCCAGCGUGAGCUACCUAUGUUCUGUUUGCCGUGAAAAAUCCAUUCAUUUCACAUUGUACAUAAAAUAAAAGGCCUACUAAUAAGCUACUAAUCCGGAGUGCUCUGUAUUAUUCACCCUGCAGAAAGGGAUUGUAGUUCUGUAAGGAAUAAGGGCAGUAUAUCAGCACUAGAGGAAUGACAGAAGGAAUUAGUUCAUUAAUGAGUUGUAGUUUUCGGAGUAUUGAGCGAUUUUGACGUCACGAUAUUCACAUCAUGAAUAUCGAUUUGAUAUAGUAUUGAAAUAAUGUAAAAUAGCCUGUUUUUUGUUUUUUGUUUUCUUUCCCAAAUUAGACAAAAAGCCAAAUUCACACACAAAAUAAUUCACUUUCGCUUUAUCUGAUAUUUUUUAAACAUGCCAUGAUGACAACAUUGUACUCUUUGCGCUUUCUUGAAACCAGAUAAUACGAAUUGCAAGAAACAAAAUAAUGAUGAGGUUCUAGGAAAAUAAUCAAUCCUUACAUUUCCGACAACAGCAUCCGAAGAGUGAACGUUUUUUUACCCCUGACUGUUAUACCCUGACCAUAUGACUCUGAGACUCUCAGAAUCUCCUCACAGAAAACGUCACCAUAGCAACGAUUACAGACGUUUUAUAAUCAGUCUAUAUGAAGCAUCUACAACCUGUGUAAGCUGUUACUAUAGCAACGACGGCAUGUUAGAAAGAGUGCAUUAAUGAAAUAAUAAUAAUUAUAAUUUUUAAAAAGCUGAAACUUGUUAGAGCUGCUGUUUUAGGAAAUUCUGACCAAUCAGAAUCAAGAAUUCGUACAGCAUUGUGGUGGAUUGGAUUUUAAUCGAUAGGAAUGGCCCAUGGGUUUAUUCAGGAAUUCGACUCACCAGACACACACACACACACACACUCAGUUUAAGGCAGACAGGGAGGGACAGAGCCACGUGUGCCAAUCUGAAUUGUAUUUUUGAAACCUAUUUAUUUCUCAGCUGCUGUAAAUAUAAUUUUCCUACAGAGAUUUUUUAGUUGUGUAUUUUCACCCUUUAUGUUUAUAUAUAUAUAUAUAUAUAUAUAUAUAUGUAUGUAUAUGUCAUUUUAGUUUUCUUAUGUUAAUAACUGGUUUUCUUUUUCUUGUUGAUAUUUUUUGGUCUGGCUGAAU